UCCUCUUUCUCACAUAACUCAGCGUCACAGGCUCCAGCUCUGAUCCCUCACCAUCGCUGUGUCGCCUUCGUUUCUUCGCCGGCCACCGCCGCGUCUCCGUUCUGCUCCGUUCUUCGCCUUCUCCACCUCGUCUCCAGUGCUCCGUUCUUCUCUUCGCUCAAUCACCGCCGCAUCUCCAUUUUGCUCCGUUCUCCUCUGAACUUUCUGGAGAUUUUCCCAAGCCUGGUUAGAAAUGACACAACGUUCUCAUGUACCAAAAUUUGGCAAUUGGGAAAGUGGAGAUAAUGUUCCUUAUACAGCUUAUUUUGACAAGGCCCGGAAAGGUCGAACAGGCACAAAGAUGAUAAACCCGAAUGACCCUGAGGAGAAUCCGGAUUUAUCAUUUGAUAAUUCAUCAUCUGAUCAGCUACCUCCGGUCAAACUGAGAGCUGAUUCAGAGCCUCCAUCUGGAAAGGGAUCAGCGAGAUCAUCAAAUGAGUUACAGAAGAGCAACGAUGACGGUAAUCCUAAGCCUUUUGUUGACUCUCCUGCUCGUCAAGCAGGCCAUGGAGUAGGUUCUGCUGAUAACCGCAGAAGACCUUCUAGACAAAGUACUGGUUCUGAAUACAGCAUUGAACGUUCUCCCCUUCAUCGCCAGGCUAGAGCACCCGGCAGGGAUAGUCCAUCAUGGGAAGGAAAGAAUUCCUAUGAUAGCAGCCACGGAACACCAGGAAGAUCUCGGUUAAGACCAGCCAAUCGUGGCGAUGAAACUCCUGACAAAGGAGCAGCUGUUCCAAAGUUUGGUGAGUGGGAUGUUAGUAACCCUGCAUCAGCUGAUGGCUAUACUCACAUUUUUAACAAAGUGAGGGAGGAGAGACAGGGUGGGGCUGGAGUUACUCCAGGAACACCUAACCAGAGACCACACCUUAUCCGGAACCAACCUAGCAAUGACAAACCACAGUGUUGCUGCUUUUGGUGGAGCAACAAAUGAUCAUUUGGAUGUGUGAAUUAUUUUCUCAACAGAUAAGAGAUCAAAGGGGGAGAAAAUAGUGUGAAUGAUCAUGAGGGGUGUGUAGCACUUGUAAAUAUUCAAGGCUCUCUCUUUCUCUGUCCCUGCAGGGAAAGACAAAGUAAAUGGUCAAAUUAGUUCCUGAAAAAUCACUCAUUCUCAUUGGUCCCUGAAAGAUUUUUUUAAUCAAAUUCGUCCUUUAAAGAUUUUAAAUUAGUCAUGCUAGUUAUUCUGUCACAUUGUUUGUUAAUGAUGUCAAAAUUUGCUAAUGUGACACGUUAAGUAACACCCUAACACACACCUAGAAGUCUUAAUUGACUAUUAACAUGAUUAAUUUAUAAAAUUAGAUAAAAUCAAUUCCAAUGCCUUAAAUUCUCCCCACAAUUAGGUUUUGAUUUGAUCUAAUUUUAUAAAUUUAUUAUGUUAAUAGUCAAUUAAGACUGAUAGGUAUGUGUUGGAGUGUCAUUUAAUGUGUCACAUAAGCAAAUUUGACACUAUCAACAAACAAAAUAACAGAAUAACUAAUAUGACUAAUUUAAAAUCUUUAAAGGACGAAUUUGAUUAAAAAAAUUUUUUAGAGACCAAUUUAAAAAACGAGUGAUAUUUCAGGGACUAAUUUAACUAUUUACUUGAAAAAGACAUGAUUGAAGUGCAUUUAUUA
Arachis ipaensis is the source of this 1649-nucleotide messenger RNA. RefSeq names its product RPM1-interacting protein 4. Gene Ontology annotation, cellular component: plasma membrane. The record is from RefSeq and is a predicted model, not a curated record. Lineage: Eukaryota; Viridiplantae; Streptophyta; Magnoliopsida; Fabales; Fabaceae.